GUAUUUGACUGACGGCAAGUUUUGUUUCGGUUGGAUGAUAGCCGCGAACAUACAGCGCGCGAGGGUUGGUUUUAAGGAAGCGAUUGCAGCUAAUUCGUAUUCUGAACUGUCACCUUGUCGUUAUGAAAUAUUAAACGUCGGAGCAAUAUCGACCAACGGACAUCUCACCUGAGCUUUUACGAAACGAUGCUAAUCAAUUGGUUAUGUAGGAUACUGCUUGUAGCUAAAAUAUAUCAACGCUAGCAUUAGCCGGUUAGCUAGCCAGUAAUAUCAGGAUACGGUUCGUGCUUAAUUUGCUUGUGCUGCUUAGCUACAGCCUUAAGGAUGCUCGCAAAUUAGCUAACGUACUAGUAAAAGGCAGGGCUAGCUAGUUAGCUUGACAAGUCGUCGCGGCGUCAAGAGGAAUAAUCUAUUCUAUCAUCACAUCACCAUCACCAUUUGAUGUUUUUAUUCCUGGGAACCACUGAAUGGAUUGAAUCAAUUUAACCAAAUGUCACCAUAGAUAGGUAAUGAGACCAGCAUAUGAUUGUCAGUUAGCUAACUAACGUUACCAGUAGUAGCGUCUGUAACGUUCAUUUAUUUUUCCUGCCUAGAAUUUUGGACAUUGCAAUAGCCAAUGUUAGUUAUAGUGUUCAAGUCCGCAAUAUAGUCUAGCUCCUGUGAGUUUAGGAAGUCGUAUAACGUUACCGAGAAACCUUGUUAACGUUGCCAACUUGAUACUGUAGCAAAAGAGCGCUUUUCUGAUUCGAGUGAUAUUUAGAUAGCUGGUACCAAUGCAUUUCAAGAGUGACUGAUGAACCACUUUGGUGGAUGAAUGCGUCGUAUUCAGAUAGCUGGUGUAGCGUUAACGUUAAUCGAAUUAAGGUAGCUGACUGUAAAUGAUCAAAACUAGUAUACGCAGAAAGGUAUUUGUUUUGUAGCUAGUUGAAAUAAGCUGCUCAGCUACCUUUAUAUGUCAUUUUUUAAAUUAACCGUGUGGCAUUAGUUGGCUAUGACAAAGAGUCCCAUUGUCUAUAAAUGUGAAAGAAUCUGAGAAGUUAGACUAAUUAGUUGGCUAAGUAACGUAACUAGCUAGCUAACUACCACUGUAAUGCAAUGAUCAUUUCAGAAAGAAAAUAAGUUGAAUUUUCUGGCUGACAAGCUAUCUUAAUAUAGACAAAUGGAAUUAGCUAUCCAGCUAUCUAAAAGUUUACCUCUGUAGCGUUAGUUCGUUUUUCAGACAUUAGCUAAUUAUUUAGCUAGCCAAUUUGUUAGCUAAGCUUAAUGUGAUGUCUGUAUAUUACUAGCUAGCUGGCAGCUAGCGUACGUUGGGAAUUAUUCUGCCCGGAGCCUGUCUGGCGAGACACUAAACGUUAGCUAAAUGAACAUUACGUCCAGUGGUUAUCCAGAGACAGACAAAUCCGACAACAUCGAAAUACAUAGAACGAGGCUAAUAUUCAAAGUUCUGAACGUUUACGGUAACGUUAUCUAUGGCGGAGUUAGGGAAGAACGGCGGAGUGUGUUCACCCACUACAGAAAAGAAAUUGGCCGUAACCAGGGAUGAGACAGACGAAGAAACACAAUGCAAAGAAUCAGUGUCGAACGGGGACUGUGGGGUUCCAACCAUGAUUGGGUCCGAAUCUCCAACCCAACAAGACAGCCCGGGACUAGAAACAGCCAACAGCACCUCUGUCGGACUUGAUACGAAAUCUGGGAUACCCCGGAGAAGCAGUAUUAUAAAGGAUGGCACGAGGCAGCGUAGAGAGAGGAAGAAGACAGUUUCUUUCAGCAGCAUGCCAACAGAGAAAAAAAUAAGCAGUGCCAGCGACUGCAUCAAUGCCAUGGUGGAAGGCUCUGAGCUGAGGAAGGUCAGAUCCAACUCCCGCGUCUACCACCGCUACUUCCUGCUGGAUGCUGACAUGCAGUCUCUUCGGUGGGAGCCCUCUAAGAAAGAGUCUGAGAAGGCCAAGAUAGAUGUCAAGUCCAUCAAGGAAGUGCGGACAGGGAGGAAUACAGACAUUUUCAGAACCAAUGGAAUAUAUGACCAGAUAUCAGAGGAUUGCGCUUUCUCGAUUAUAUAUGGAGAGAACUACGAGUCCCUGGAUUUGGUGACAAACUCUGCCGAUGUGGCGAACAUUUGGGUGACAGGGCUCCGGUACCUAAUAUCCUAUGGGAAACACACCCUCAACAUGAUUCAGAGCAGCCAAGACAACUUGCGGUCUUCCUGGCUUUCUGAUCUCUUUGCUGAUGCUGAUACCAAAGGCAACAAGCAGAUAAGUUUGUGCUCUGCUGUGCAGCAGAUCAAAGACUUAAAUCCUGGCCUGAAAAAUGUAAAAAUAGAGCUAAAGUUCAAAGAAUUUCACAAAUUUAAAGGUAAGGUAGGUGGUGAGGUAACCAAGGAGGAAUUCAUUGAAGUUUUUCAUGAUCUUUGCACCAGACCAGAAAUUUACUUCCUCUUAGUCCAGUUCUCCAGUAACAAGGAGUUCUUGGACACCAAAGACCUAAUGAUGUUCCUGGAAGCAGAGCAAGGUAUGGCCCAGGUAAGUGAAGACAUCAGUCUAGAAGUCAUCCGAAAGUAUGAACCUUCUAAAGAAGGGCAGCUGAAGGGGUGGCUCUCCCUAGAUGGCUUCAUGAAUUAUCUCAUGUCAUCAGAGUGCCACAUAUUUGACCCUGAACAGAAGGCAGUCUGUCAGGAUAUGGACCAACCCCUGUCCCACUAUUAUAUCAAUGCCUCCCACAACACUUACUUGAUUGAGGAUCAGUUUCGGGGCCCCUCUGACAUCACAGGAUAUAUUCGUGCUCUAAAGAUGGGCUGCAGAAGCGUAGAGUUGGAUGUGUGGGAUGGACCAGACAAUGAGCCAGUCAUCUACACAGGCCACACCAUGACAUCACAGAUUGUUUUCCGCAGUGUCAUUGAUGUUAUCAACAAGUAUGCUUUCGUUGCAUCCGAGUUCCCCUUGAUCCUCUGCCUGGAAAACCAUUGUUCCCUGAAGCAACAAACGGUCAUGUUCCAGCACCUGAAAAAGAUCCUGUCGGAUAAGUUGCACAUUGAUCCACCUAGAACUGAUGAUAGCUACCUACCCUCCCCUGCUCAUCUGAAGGGGAAAAUCCUCCUGAAAGGUAAGAAGCUGAGCCCAAACUGCACAGGUGCAGAGGGUGAUGUGACUGAUGAGGACGAGGGCGCGGAGAUGUCCCAGAGGAUGAGCAAUGAAUCAGGGGACCAGCCAAACAGUGUCCCACCCAAAAAGUUUCAGCUCUCUAAGGACCUUUCGGAUCUGGUGACUCUUUGCAAAUCCGUGGGAUUCAAGGACUUCCAAGCAGCAUUUCAGUGCCAGAAGUACUGGGAGUUCUGCUCCUUCAAUGAGGUUUUUGCCAGCCGCUGUGCCACGGAAUUCCCAGGUGACUUUGUGAACUACAAUAAGAAAUUUCUGGCACGGGUUUACCCAAGCCCAAUGCGGAUCGAUUCGAGCAACAUGAACCCUCAGGACUUCUGGAAGUGCGGCUGCCAAAUCGUGGCCAUGAACUUCCAGACCCCAGGCCUGAUGAUGGACUUGAACAUUGGCUGGUUCCGUCAGAACGGGAACUGUGGAUAUGUCCUCCGUCCAGCCAUCAUGAGGGAGGAAGUGUCGUAUUUCAGUGCUAACACCAAAGACUCUGUCCCCGGCGUUUCCCCGCAGCUCCUGCACAUAAAGAUCAUCAGUGGACAGAAUUUCCCCAAACCCAAGGGCUCAAGCGCCAAGGGCGAUGUCGUUGACCCGUACGUCUAUGUGGAGAUUCACGGCAUUCCAGCUGACUGCGCUGAACAAAGGACUAAAACUGUGCACCAGAAUGGGGACAACCCCAUUUUUGAUGAGAGCUUUGAGUUUCAGAUUAAUCUUCCUGAGCUGGCGAUGGUACGCUUUGUGGUGCUGGAUGAUGACUACAUUGGGGACGAGUUUAUUGGGCAGUACACCAUUCCCUUUGAGUGCCUGCAGCCUGGCUUUCGGCAUAUCCCACUUCAGUCACUGACAGGGGAGAUUCUGCCACAUGCCUGGCUGUUUGCCCAUGUUGCCAUCACCAACCGUCGAGGAGGGGGCAAGCCUCACAAGCGUGGACUGUCAGUGCGCAAGGGCAAACGGAGCCGAGAGUACGCCAGUAUGCGAGUACUGUUCAUCAAGGCCGUGGACGAGGUCUUCAAAACUGCAGCUCAGCCACUGAGGGAGGCCACAGACCUUCGAGAAAACAUGCAGAAUGCCAUUGUUCCAUUUAAAGAGCUGUGUGGCCUGUCGGCUGUGGCAAACCUCAUGCAGUGCAUCCUGGCGCUGUCGUCUCGCCUCACCGGGGCAGACAAUGCCCCCCUCCUGGUGUUCAACCUGAAGGACCAGUACCCCACCAUGGAGCCGCUGGGGCUUCUGCCUGAGGUGCUGAGGAAGGUUGUCAUGGCCUAUGAUGUGAUAAUCCAGACGAGCAAGGCUAUGAUUGAGAACUCGGAUAGCGUCUAUGAGAGGCUGCUGCAGAUCCAGAGAUCAGCAAUGGAGUUCCAUGAGCACCUGCACGAGAUGGCUGUGAAGGAGGGGCUGAAGGGCCGCAAGCAGCAGAAGGCCGUGGAGAGCUUCACCUGGAACAUCACCAUCCUGAAGGGCCAAGCAGACCUGCUGAAACAUGCCAAGAAUGAGGUUCUGGAGAACCUCAAACAGAUCCACUAUGCUGCUCUCACCUGUAACCUGUGUAAGGGCGGGGCAGAGGGUGUGGCCGGAGCAGAGGGCAAGCCCCGCCGCAGCCUGGAGGUCAUCCCAGAGAAGGCGGGGCCAGAGGACGACCCACAGGAUGGGGAGAACUAAGGGUAUCUCCCCCUUUCUCCACCUAAAAAAUUACCCUAAAAUUCCCCAAGCCAGCCCCAGGAUCGUCUCUCUACGGUCCAGAGGUAACGCACAGAAUUGUCAUGGGACAUCCAUAAAUGUGGUGGAAACAGAGCAUUUAAACACAGAUAGGGUGAAUUCAAGAGACCUCUUCUGUUCAUUUUGGCAGUUUCUAAAGCACAAAAUACAGGUCGAUGUGAAUGUAGUAGAGGACUGUGAGAGGGCAGAGAUUGUAAAGUUUACAGUGCAACUGAUUAUUUUUUUGUCUGCCAAAAUGUUUGUGUAUAUAUGGAGAUCUGUUACUUUGUUUUUACAUUGUGUAUUAUUGCGAUCUCCCCCUUUUUUGAAUAAGAUUUCUUAUUUUAGAGGUGAGCCAGAUAAAGAUUAAUUUUAUGUGUUUUAAAAUGUUGAACUGCCAGGCAUGAUGGCAUUCACCCUGUACAGGACCCCCCUGUGCGGGAUUCCUCAUACGGACCAACAAUGUUCUGAGCCAAGACCAGCAACUUCUCUGUAAAAGUGAGGGGGGGAGGGAGCAAGAGUUUGAAACAGGGGCUGAGUGACUUGUGGGUAGUGAAUGUUUCGUGUGUCUAACUUAUUGAAUAAUAAUAAUAAUAAUAAUAAUAAUAAUAGCUUCUGAACCAUUCCAGGUAAUAAACUUAGUUGUCUGUUUAUGGAUAGCGAUACACAUUUGGGUGCCUCAUGGCUCUAAGUCAGCGAUGUGAGGAGAUGAAUGGUUCUCCUCGGACGUGUCCAGCCCCAACCUGCCGUUUUCUCACCCCGCCCGCGGCUCAUUUUCUAAACCCGGUCCAUUUGUCUGGUCCGUUCUGCGGCUCUGAGCCUGUCACACGUCCACUUCCUGUCGAUUCCAUCACCCACAAAGUGUUCACUCAAGCCUCAUGAGAAAAUGUUGUCAUUUAUGAACUUCAGUGCAGUGCCAGUGGGUGUGUAUUUAUAACCGAAGUUGACCAUUUAUACCAGUUGAAUAUGUGCCACCAGUUUCACAUCAGUUCCCGGUUUUUUUGGAAUCUGUUAAAAAUUCCAUUUCCAGAAUAAACUAACUGAAAUAAAUCUC
Anguilla rostrata (American eel) is the source of this 5889-nucleotide messenger RNA. Its product is annotated as inactive phospholipase C-like protein 2. The record is from RefSeq and is a predicted model, not a curated record. The transcript has 6 exons. Gene Ontology annotation, biological process: lipid metabolic process; phosphatidylinositol-mediated signaling; release of sequestered calcium ion into cytosol. Lineage: Eukaryota; Metazoa; Chordata; Actinopteri; Anguilliformes; Anguillidae. Bases 1470 to 4799 code for a protein of 1109 amino acids. Gene Ontology annotation, molecular function: phosphatidylinositol-4,5-bisphosphate phospholipase C activity.